AUGCAUAUGAUUUCACACAUGCCAUCAAAAGUGCUGAAAUUACUUGAAUUUGUGGGCUUUUCUGGUGAUAGGGCUCAAGGGUUUGCCGAAUUAGAGCAGUCAACACAAAUGACUGAUGGCCUCAGAUGUCCAUUGGCUGCCCUUAUUAUGCUUGUCUAUCAAACAUACAUUGAACACAUUUUUGGUUUAGGAGAAGGAGAUCUGGAUUGUGUCGAAAAUUUAUUGGAUUAUUGUUUAAAAAGCGCAUUCUUCCUCUUAUUCCUGGGAAGACUGGAACAGCUAAGAGGAAACAUUGAUGAGGCAGUGAAAAAUUUCAAGAAAUGCAUUGAAAUUCAAGACGAAUGGAAACAAUUCCACAAUAUCUGCUAUUGGGAGCUAUUGUGGUGUCAUUCUGUAGUAUUGACUAGUGUUCGGUGCGAUUGGCAUAACUCAGCCAAAUAUGCGGAUAUAUUGCGGCGACAGUGCAAAUGGUCACCAGGGACAUAUACCUACCAAUACGCCACUUUCCUAUACAUGAUUAUGAUUGAAGAAAAGCAGUACCAACUCAAUGAUCAAAUUGAAGAUCUAUUGAGAACUGUACCCAAAUUGAAGAUUAGAUAUGCGGGCAAAACAGUUCCGGCGGAAAAGUUUGCCAUCACUCAGUCCGAGAAAUAUUUCGCUCAAAACAAUACACUUUUAUUGCCUGCUUUAGAAUUUUUGUAUAUAUGGAAUAUAUUCGCUGCGAUCGGAAAUUCACCAAAACUAUUGACUCCUAUAUUAGAAAGGAUUGAUAAGGCUUUGGAUGAACACAAAGACGAUAAAGAUUUCGAGGACCGAAAUCUUGAUAAUUAUGGCUUAAUUAUGUUGUUAAGAGGAAUGUGCUUCCGUUUCUUAGGCUACCCCUUACAGGCCCAGCAGUGCUUCAAAGAAAAACGGAUCAAAUUUGACACCUUUUUGUCACCGCAUUCGGCGAUGGAAUUGGGAUUAACUUAUCUAUCAAUCGAUGAUUUAUGCGAAGCCCGGGUUUGGCUGAACAGAGCCCGAAAUGACUACACCGGGUAUUUACUCGAAACCAUAGUUCACUUUCGAGUUCACUGUGCGAUGCGAGUGAUUAAAUCCAAAGUACAAAUCAAUACAAACCUACCCGUCGUCGACAACAGUCCUGUCACUACACCAGAGGUGGACAAUGAAUUGAACGCCACUCCACUCAACAGCAGAAUCAGCUCUAUAUUCAUGGAGUGGUCCAAAAAGAUAAGUAAUGUUACUCUCAAUACGAGUACUCUUCCCAACAAAAACACAGAAUACACACAAUUCUUAGAUGGAUAUCAAAUGAAGCUUUAA
This is a messenger RNA of Medioppia subpectinata, 1320 nucleotides long. The record is from the annotation of a GenBank genome assembly. NCBI's taxonomy places the organism in Eukaryota, Metazoa, Arthropoda, Arachnida, Sarcoptiformes, Oppiidae.